Molecule: messenger RNA, 2121 nt
Organism: Penicillium cinerascens
Lineage: Eukaryota; Fungi; Ascomycota; Eurotiomycetes; Eurotiales; Aspergillaceae
Gene: dspD
Product: putative protein-tyrosine phosphatase
Exons: 1
Coding region: 1-2121 (706 amino acids)
Biological process (GO): protein dephosphorylation; negative regulation of MAPK cascade
Cellular component (GO): nucleus; cytosol; cytoplasm
Molecular function (GO): protein tyrosine/threonine phosphatase activity; MAP kinase tyrosine/serine/threonine phosphatase activity
Source: RefSeq, a predicted model, not a curated record
AUGCCGGUACAAACCAGCCCACCGUCCUUCCCGGACUCGUUCCCGUCGUUCAUGUCUGUCUACGGUGGCCUGUCCCCCUACAAACAGGACGAGAGCCAGGUCUAUCCCCUCCAGGUUCCGGCCCGUGUUCCCGUCAACACGUCGCGACACAUCCUGCCCUCCCCCCACCGCGAAAGCGUAUCGUCCGUGAACUCGGUCUCAACCGAGUCAUCUCCGACCACCACGAUUUCCCCCUUCGAUUCGCCCUCUACGGGCGAUAUCUCUCCUAGCUCAUCUCCGGAAUCUCCCUCGGCAAUGCCCGCGUCAUAUCCCAAAUUCAUUCCUCCUACCCGCCCUAUGGAGAUUCCACAGCGGCCCAUGAUGCCUAUGGAGUGCUCCAAGCUAUUGCCAGCUCCCAACAAUGGACGCCCUGACUCACCAGAACGCCGAGAGCGUAACCUGAAGAACCUGUCUUUGCGCAUGCCACCUCCGUCGCAGUCCCGACCUCCCAUUGCUACAGCAUCGAUCAUGGAGACGUCCUCAAAACAUCACCUUGGGGCCCCGCCAUCGCCUCUCCAAAUCCCACAGAAGAGCAACAGCGGCAGGCGACGUCCCGCAAAUCUCACCAUCCGGACCCCGGCAUUCGACAAGUCAUUCUCAUCCAAUAUUUCUGAAGUGGUUCCCCCGACACCUCUGGGACGACAGUCCCUACGGCACGCAGAAUCAUCACCUUCCCUCGCAUCAAUUGCCUCGCCCUCCUUCGCUCCUCGGGGUGGCAUGCAGCUGCCACGUCCGAUGUCCCACCACGGCGUGCGUCCGAUAUCGCGUGCCUCAUCUGAGGAUACUGCUUCGCCUCUCACGCCCAUUAAAGAUGAUGGAUCUACAUUCUCAAGCCGCAUUCUUCACGGGCUCGAGGAGGAAGAUGACCACCUCGCGUCACGAGAGUCCACGCGCAAAGCUUCGCGUGGCUAUCCGGAUGGACCCAUUCGGAUAUACGACACCGGCGUGUUCCUGUAUCUUGAACCGACUGCGGAGGAAGCGGCCAAAUUCGAUAUAGUGGUGAACGUCGCUAAGGAGGUCGCGAACCCGUUCGACACCGAGACGGAGCGAAAUGACACCGUCAUGAGCACCUGGCGCAAUGCCUCCAGAGCCUCGAAACGGUUCUCGAGUGGAGAUCCUCAGACUGCUAUCUCCGACAUCUCGUUCAAAUCCGCGUUUGAGUACCAGCCAUCCGACUCUGAAUCAGCGACUCCGACUACUCCUGCGCCCAAUUUUGCCUCGACGCCAGAGUACAUCCAUGUUGGCUGGGACCACAACUCGGAAAUCCUGGAUGAUUUGUUGCCCUUGUGUGAACUCAUCGACGACCGGGCUUCGCAGGGCAAGAAGGUGCUCGUGCACUGUCAGUUGGGUGCUAGUCGUUCGGCGUCGUUGGUCAUUGCGUACGGUUUGUACAAGAACCGGAACAUGGAUUUCAACUCCAUGUACGGGAUGGUCAAGGAGCGCAGCCAGUGGGUGAGCCCGAACAUGAGUCUUAUUUAUCAGCUCACGGACUUUCGCAAUCGAUUGACGCAAGGCUCUCCCUCGCGGCCUGCUCCUCGCGAGUGGUUUGUUCAGACUGGCCGGAGAAGCUCCGAGCCUCAGGUCCCGCGAGCAGAGACGGAGGAGUCGAACCGGCCGCUUUUCCGCGGGCUGUCGCAAGCGCCGUCAAUGGGAUGCCUCAACAUCCCAUCUUCCAAUAGUGGCCCCAGAACCGGUGAUAAUGGGAACCGAUCACCCAAGCGCAGUCUGUCUCCGCGUCCGUUGCCAUUCCGACGGAAGUUCCAAUCUGUCGAGCCCGCGUCUGGUGGUCGGCCCCGGGGAUUGCCGCGUAGCGUCAGCAGCUGUGACCCCCUAGUUCAGACUCAUAUGGUUGUGCGUGACAUUCCAGAUCCUGCCGACGGUGGUCUGUUUUCUCCACGAACCACUGGAUUCUUGGCCCCGCCAAUGCCACCACCGCCUCGAACGAUCGAUACUGUCGCAGAGGAUCCCAGCGUUGCAACGGCUUCCAACCCUGUGCAGUAUGCACAAGUAACAGCCGAUCCUCGCUCACCCCCAAUGGGAGGCGAGCGGCUCAUCAUGAGGAACAUCGAUGAGUUUCUGUAA